GUUUCUUCCAAUAUACGGAGUAUGACUCCGUCACGCUCUCCCUCUCUUUUCCGAAAUCCUUCAACGCACAACUAGCCUAUAAUCAUUCUUCCGUCACAUAAACCGCGAACAGAAUUUUCCGUUUCGUCAGUUGCCGCUGUCUCCAUUUCCACACUUCCAUCCACCCACUUCCUCUUCCGCCCAGAUUUAUUUGUUUCAAAAUUCCGAGCACAAAACCCUAACCCUACCCCUUCACCGCUCUCACUUCCUUCUUUCUCAGAUCUGACACAAUAUGGAGUAAUUAUUUACAUGCAUCCGUACAUGUUUAUGAUGCGAAUCUGGUUCAAUAAUCAGAUCUAUGGGAGACGCUUUUGAAUUUCUCAUGAGAUUCGCGGAGUUAUGUAUUGGGGGAAGGCAUGAUUGAUGGACAAUUGAUGUGUGGUAUGGGAUUUUGAACAGGCAAACCGCUGUGGCGGUUUUGGAGAAACUCAGGGAUUGUAUCCGUUAGUUGAGCUCGUGUUUAGAUUCUUGCAUGUCUUGGCGUGGCCUUCAUUACAGUUUCUGGAUAGUUUGAGUUAUCAAAAGUUUACCUCUCAAUGGGGGAAGCUGAAGGUGAAGUUUGUGUGGCAGAGUUAAGUGAAAGAAUGAUGGAAAUUGAGAAGCCAACGAUGGCUGUUUUGGAACGUGAAAGUAAGAAUGUGGUAGGUGAAACUGAAAGAGAGCUGUACAGUAAUAAGAAUGAGGAGGAAGUUAUUGCUUGCACCGACAUUGAGUGCUUCACUAACAACCAAACACGUGAAAGCCUGGAAAACAUUGGAAACACUGAGUCCCUUUCUGAGAGGAAGGAAACUGAUGGUCCAAACAGCCCUGGUUUAGAACACCCUGCUACAGAUGAAGUGAAGGAAGUUUCAAAUGAUGAUAUGUUAUCAGAAGUCUCAAAUCCAAAUUUGUCGCCUAGGGAUCAUACUUCGAGCUUCCAAACAUUUAGUAGUCAACUGGUUGAGUGCCCAGUUAAUACUCAAGUUGUUUCUGCUGAAAUAACAUCUUCAUGUUCUGGUGCAGAAGAGAGUUUAGGUAUUGAAGACCCUACAAGCAAUGAGGCUUUUGGGCCGAUUACCACAUCAUGCGUUGUACUUGAAAUUCCAAAGGAAUUUUGCAGCACUGGUGUCAGAAAGAUAAAACUCAAGUUCAGCAAAUAUGAGGAGGAUAAAAGUCUACUCUCUAAUCAAGCUGCCUCACCUCUUACUAAGGAGGACAGUGGUGAAUUAAAUAAUGUUCAGGCUUGGAAUCCUGUAGAACCUAGUGGUAUGGAUGUUGAAUUGAAUUCAAGCACAACUAGAGAAUUACAUCAAACAGGGAACACUUGCCUACACUUUCCUAACAUGGAACUGAACAUGUCUAAGGAGGUUGUUUCUGAUAUCUACCCUAUGAAUGUCAAGAAGCUCUUAUCAACAAAGAUAUUAGAUGGGGCACGCGUGAAAUAUAUUUCAACAUCUGGCCAGAAACAGCUUCCAGGAAUUGUAAAGGAUUGUGGGUAUUUAUGUGGCUGCUCGUGCUGCAAUCUGUCCAAGGUGUUGACUGCGUAUGAAUUUGAGCUGCAUGCUGGCGGAAAGACUAGACACCCAAAUAAUCAUAUAUAUUUGGAGAACGGGAAGCCUAUUUACAGCAUAAUUCAAGAACUAAAGAUUACACCAUUCAAUCGUAUUGAUCAAAUGUUGAAAGAUGUGGCUGGUUCAUCAGUUAAUGAGCAAAAUUUGCAGAUGUGGAAAGCAACACUUGUGCAGAUCCGUGAUGCUGCUGGGCCAGCUGGGGUGAACUAUUCUUAUCAUGAGAAACCUUCAGGCAUCUUUCACUCUACAGCAAGUCAGUUGACAAAAGAUUGGACACCUGCUCGGAAUUCCUCCUAUAUUGACAAGGCCUUCUUGAGCCAACAUAGUAUUAGGGAUAUGGCAGAGGAGCAGGAACGGGUGUACAAAAAGUCAAGAUCAUUCACUGGUUCAGUUAAGAAGCAGAAAAAGACAUCUGGAGGCGGUACAAAGAAGAGGGAUAAUGACCUGCACCGAUUGUUAUUCAUGCCUAAUGGACUUCCUGAUGGUACAGAUUUGGCUUAUUAUUCGAAGGGGAAGAAAAUCCUUGGAGGCUAUAAGCGUGGAAAUGGUAUACUCUGUAGUUGUUGCCAUACAGAGAUAAGUCCUUCCCAAUUUGAAGCUCAUGCCGGAUGGUCAGCUAAACGUCAGCCUUACCGUCACAUCUACACCUCCAAUGGAUUGACGUUGCAUGACAUUGCCUUGAUGCUAGCUAGUGGUCAAAGUAUUGCUGCCAACAGCAGUGAUGAUAUGUGUGCCUUAUGCGGUAUUGGAGGAGAAUUAGUUCUAUGUGAUGCAUGCCCUCAGGCUUUUCACGCAGCCUGUUUAGGUUUAGACUGUGCUCCACCCACGAAUUGGGUUUGUACACACUGUCAAGACAAAUCUGGUACAGGAAACAAUGGAAGAAAUGCAUCGGGAGAAUCUAGGCCCAUUAUUAUUCGGCUCACCAGGGUGGUCCGAGCACCUUCAUAUGAAAGUGGUGGCUGUGUUGUGUGCAGGGUCCCAGAUUUCAGUCCUGAAACAUUUGAUGACCGAACAGUGAUGCUAUGUGAUCAAUGUGAGAAGGAAUACCAUGUUGGUUGUUUGCGGAAAAUUGGGCUUUGUGAUCUUAAGGAAUUACCAACAGAUAAAUGGUUUUGCUGUAAUGAAUGCAAUACGAUUUAUUUAGCCCUACAGAGUCGUGUUGCAAAAGGAUCUGAGGUAAUUCAACCUUCAGUAUCAGCUGCAUUAACUAAGAAGCAUUUAGAGAAAGGUUUAUCUGAUGGAGAUUCAAAUGAUAUCCAAUGGAGAAUUUUGAGUGGGAAAAGUCGCUAUGCAGAGCAUCUACCACUAUUAUCCAAGGUUGCUGCAAUUUUCAGGGAAUGCUUUGAUCCAAUUGUAGCUAAAACUGGACGGGAUCUCAUACCUGUAAUGGUGUAUGGGAGGAACAUAUCUGGUCAAGAGUUCGGUGGUAUGUAUUGUGUUGUUCUCAUGAUCAAAUCAGUUGUAGUAUCAGCUGGUCUUCUUAGGGUUUUUGGGAAAGAGGUUGCUGAGCUUCCUUUGGUGGCUACAACUAGGGAAUAUCAGGGAAAAGGCUAUUUUCAGGCCUUGUUUGCAUCUAUUGAGAUGCUACUACAUUCCAUGCACGUUAAGAAUUUAGUUUUACCUGCUGCUGAGGAAGCAGAAUCCAUCUGGACAAAGAAGCUAGGGUUUAGAAAGAUGACCGAUGAACGGUAUCUGCAGUACUCGAGAGACAUCCAGUUGACCAUAUUCAAGGGGACAUCGAUGUUAGAGAAAGAAGUGCAGCAAGCAUCUGAUGUUUUGUGACCCAUUCAUCAUUGUGGGGGAGAGGAGAAGGUAAGGUAAUCUUAAUCAGGCCUGUGCACUUCAUGUUGGUGGAGACCUCUUGCCAGUUAGAACUGCACGGGAUAAAAAUCUGAAGUUGAGACGCAUAGUGAGUGCAUCUCCUCAAGACAUUGAGAGGCACUUUGGCUGAUAAUACAAAUCAAGAUUGAGUCUUGACUUGAGAUGAUCCGUAAAUGACGACCCUCGGAUAGGGCACACUACAGAUCUUUUUUUUAUAUAAUCAGGAUUACGAAGGGUUACAGUGUCAUACUAAUCAAAUAAGGCCAUCUUUUUUAUUUUCUGAUGUACCAAAAAAAACAAGUCAGUUUUCCUCUUACCACAAGUGCUUAGCUUGGGCAUUGUAUAAAAAAAGCCUGAUGACACUUUACUACACGUACCUUGCCUUUUUGUUUUGGGUUUUAGUGGAUUUUUUUUAUUCAUCCCUCGUGUACAUGUUCCCUGCGAAUUCAGUAAUGAAAUUUUGCUUCUUGUAAUUCAGCAGUUCAACUCUUAGGACUUGUUUUAAU
Molecule: messenger RNA, 3916 nt
Organism: Cuscuta europaea
Lineage: Eukaryota; Viridiplantae; Streptophyta; Magnoliopsida; Solanales; Convolvulaceae
Source: the annotation of a GenBank genome assembly